AUGGCCAACAGCUCUGCUGCUACCACCCCUAGGGGUGAAGGUACUCCUACCUCUCUCUCGCUCUCGGUUGACACCAGAAAUCUCAAGUUCAGGGACAUGCAGGAAACUUUGGACUACUUCGUGCAGCUUCAGGAGGAGGAUCCUGACUUCUAUUACAAGACAUUCCAGUUGGGUUGUGCCUUCAUCAGGGAUGAAAAGACACCUAGCUACGUAUGGCUGUUUGAAACAUUCCUGGAGGCAAUGAAAGGCAAGGCCCCUCUGAACAUUAUCACAGAUCAAGAUGGAGCUAUGAGAAGUGCGAUUGCUCAAGCAAUGCCCAAUACAAAUCACCGUAAUUGCCGUUGGCACAUAAUGGACAAUUUUUCAGGUACAAUAGGUCCGGUCCUUGAGAAGGAUGAGAAAUUGGAAGAUGAUUUCAAGGAGUGUGUCAACCACACGGUGACUCCUGCUGAAUUUGAAGCGGAAUGGGCAGCUAUGAUAAGCAAAUAUGGCUUGCAUGAGAAUGAGCAUUUUCAGCGCCUCUAUGCGAUCAGAAGCAGCUUUGUGCCAGCAUACUUUAUGCAUUGCUUCUGCCCGUUCUUGCAAUCAACCCAACGCAGUGAGGGGUUCAAUGCGGUGUUGAAAAAGUAUGUUAACCCUAACAUGUCGAUUCUGAAUUUCGUUAGGCAAUACCAAAAGAUCCAGAAGAAGUGCCUGGUUGCUCAAGAUGGGCAGGACUUUAGGACUGAUGACAGGGAAAGAAGAAGAUGGUCAAAAUACCCUAUUGAGAGACAUGCACGUGCUGGCUACACCAAAAACCUAUUCUACAGGUUUUCCAAGGAGUUUGAAAAAACUGCAGAGUACGAUGUGAACCCUGAAGGUUCGUUGCAUUAUUUGCUGGUGCCUAACAACUUUCGUGUGUACGGAUAUGGCAAGAGAUCAUACUUAGGGACAGCAAUUGAGGAGGAGGAGAAUUUCUACUACGAAUGCAGCAAGUUUGACAGGGAUGGGAUGCUAUGUUGCCAUGUUAUGAAGGUAUUGACAAUAUUAGGUGUGAAGCAAAUUCCUGAUCGCUACAUACUGAAAAGGUGGACACAAAAAGCAGUUGAAAACACUGAGAAAUCAUUUGGAGGGGCGAGUGCGCAGCCUGAUUUUAUUGCCCGUGGUAUGCCGUUGACCAGCAAGAAAACGUUGUGGUUCACCAACCUGUCUACAGCGUUUGCGGAGUUGGCAGCUGAGGAUUGUGUUUCAAAAGAAAGGUAUACUCUUAUGCAGAAUCACAUAGCUGCGAUGCGCUCUGAAGUUGAUGAAACUAAGAGAAGAAAGAAGAACAGCAGGCAACACAGAACCAACAUUGCAGCAUCUGUCCCUGCUGUUGUCUCAGCUACUGAUGGUGCUGCAGGGUCUUCUGCAAUGUUAUUGUCUACUACCAGUGCACCUACCACAGGUAACAUGGCAGUACCUGUAGGGAACCCGCCGAGAUCCAAGGUAAAGGGGCGCAAGAAGGAGAGAAGGCUAAAAAAAGGAAUGAAUGUAGAACCUAAGAGGAAGAACAAGUGCAGGCUUUGCAGGUCAACAGACCACAACGCUGCAAGGUGCCCAAAGAAAGCAGAGGGAGAGCCGGAGAGGGGCUUGACUUAG
Setaria italica (foxtail millet) is the source of this 1620-nucleotide messenger RNA. Its product is annotated as protein FAR-RED IMPAIRED RESPONSE 1-like. The record is from RefSeq and is a predicted model, not a curated record. Gene Ontology annotation, biological process: regulation of DNA-templated transcription. Lineage: Eukaryota; Viridiplantae; Streptophyta; Magnoliopsida; Poales; Poaceae. The transcript is spliced from 3 exons. Bases 1 to 1620 code for a protein of 539 amino acids.